AUAAAUUUAGUUGGGACAUUUAACGCCAUACGGAUCUUAUCGGAGUCUAUGUGUACAAAUGAACCAAAUGCAAACGGUGAAAGAGGGGUUAUUGUAAACACAGCAAGUGUAGCUGCUCAUGAAGGGCAACGCGGUCAGGCAGCGUACUCUGCAUCCAAAGGCGGCAUUGUAGGCAUGACGCUUCCUAUUGCAAGAGAUUUGGCAGAGUAUGGAAUUCGUGUGAACACUAUUUCUCCAGGACUAUUUAAUACACCAAUAUUUGAGAGUCUUCCUGCAGCUGUUGUUGAAAAACUAUCCAAAACCGUUCCUUUUCCUCAACGAUUAGGUAAUCCCGAUGAGUAUGCUCAAUUGGUUGAAGCGAUAUUUACCAAUCCAAUGUUUAAUGGCGAAACUGUUCGACUAGAUGGCGCUAUCCGAAUGCAGCCGUAAAAUUUCUUGCACAAUAUUGUUUGUUUUAAUUGUUUUUUAUCUAUUUUUUGAAAGAAAUUAUCAUGGUUUUCAUAACUCUUUAGAUAAAUGUUUUGAAACAUUAA
Hydra vulgaris (swiftwater hydra) is the source of this 533-nucleotide messenger RNA. The record is from RefSeq and is a predicted model, not a curated record. NCBI's taxonomy places the organism in Eukaryota, Metazoa, Cnidaria, Hydrozoa, Anthoathecata, Hydridae.